AUGGUUCCAGAUGACGAACGCACCUUGAGACCCGGCGAGGUUCAGGUCGUGAUUCUUAGCUUCUGCCCAGCAUCUGAAGCGCAAGUGGAAGCGCUUCUGGAUGCUGCAAGACACGGCCUGACAUCGGAAGUGGAGACUAUUCUACAGAGGCCGCAAGACCCAGACAGUCCGGCCCCGCUGUUCGAGCAUGACUACGGCCAGUAUGGUGGCCACACACCUUUGUACGUUGCAGCUCAGACGGGGCAGGUGGCGGUUGCACGUCUUUUGCUGGAGGCCAAAGCGGACACGGACAAGGCCGUGUGCGGCUUCACCCCUCUGUUCUUUGCAGCUCAGAAUGGGCGUUUGGAGUUUGUACGCCUUCUGUUGGAGGCCAAUGCUGACAAGGACAAGGCCCAAAACCAGGGUGCCACACCGUUGUAUAUUGCAGCCGAGAAAGGGCAGUUGAAGGUUGUACGCCUUUUGUUGGAUGCCAAAGCGGACAAGGACAGAGCCACGCACGGUGGCACCACGCCUCUGUUCAUUGCAGCUCUGCGUGGCCAGCAUGAGGUUGCACGCGUAUUGCUGGAGGCCAAAGCGGACAAGGACAAGACCAAGUAUGGCACCUCCCCUCUUUACAUUGCAGUUGAGACAAGGCAUCUGGAGGUUGCACAUGUUUUGCUGGAAGCCAAAGCGGACCAGAACGAGGCCAACUGUCAGGGCGCCACCCCUUUGUUUUCUGCGGCUCAGCAAGGUCAGCAUGAGGUUGCACGCCUGUUGCUGGAGGCCAAAGCGGACAAGGACAAGUCCAUGCACGAUGGUACCACGCCUUUGUUCAUUGCAGCUCAGAAUGGGCAGUUGGAGGUGGCACGCCUUUUGCUGGAGGCCAAUGCGGACAAGGACAAGGCCACAAAGAAAGGUGUCACACCACUGUACAUUGCAGCUGAGAAGGGGCAGCUUGAGGUAGCACACACUUUGUUGGAAGCCAAAGCGGACAAGGACAAGGCCAAAUUGAACGGCGCCACCCCUUUGCUUGUUGCGGCUCAGCAUGGCCAGCAUAAGGUUGCACGCAUUUUGCUGGAGGCUAAAGCGGACAAGGACGACGCCAUGCUUGGCUUUACCCCUCUGUUCGUUGCAUCUCAGAAUGGGCACUUGCAGGUUGCACGCCUUUUGUUGGAGGCCAAAGCGGACAAGGACAAGGGCAAACAGAAUGGCAGCACCCCUUUGUUUGCUGCAGCUCAAUAUAGGCAGUUUGAGGUUGCAUGCCUUCUGUUGGAGGCCAAAGCGGACAAGGACAAGGCCAAUGAGAAUGGUGCCACGCCGUUGCACAUUGCAGUUGAGAAGGGACAGCCACAGUGGGAGGUUGUUCGUCUUUUGCUGGCAGCCAAAGCGGACAAGGCCAAAGCCGACCAGGACAAGGCCACAAAGAACGGCGCCACCCCGUUGUUUGUUGCAGCUCAAUAUAGGCAGUUUGAGGUUGCAUGCCUUCUGCUGGAGGCCAAAGCGGACAAGGACAAGGCCAAUGAGAAUGGUGCCACGCCGCUGCAUGCGGCAAUCGAGAAGGGGCAGCGGGAGGUUGCGCGCCUUUUGCUGGAGGCCAAAGCGGACAAGGCCAAAGCGGACAAGGACAAAGCCUUGCCCGAUGGCACCACGCCUGUGUUCGUUGCAGCUGAGAAUGGGCUGGUGGCGGUUGCACGGCUUUUGGUGGAGUCUAGACAAGACCGUCAUUCAUGA
This is a messenger RNA of Symbiodinium sp. CCMP2592, 1710 nucleotides long. The record is from the annotation of a GenBank genome assembly. Lineage: Eukaryota; Dinophyceae; Suessiales; Symbiodiniaceae.